This is a messenger RNA of Trypanosoma rangeli, 1011 nucleotides long. RefSeq lists its product as uncharacterized. The coding region runs from base 1 to 1011 and encodes 336 amino acids. The transcript has a single exon. Lineage: Eukaryota; Euglenozoa; Kinetoplastea; Trypanosomatida; Trypanosomatidae. The record is from RefSeq and is a predicted model, not a curated record.
AUGUUUCGCUACCACGUGGAGCUGGUGGGAUGCGAGUGGACGAAUGAUCAGCCCCCGGAGGGCGCUCCAGUAGCAUGUUUUGAGGUUUACUGUCACAGGCAUGGUGCCCGAUAUCGAGUGACACAUUUUCCAUUUGAGUUUACGGUGCGCAGUGCGCCAGAGACAGACACACUAUUUCUCUUACUGCUGCGUGGGGACACCGUUUUGGCAAGUGGCGACGCGGUUCAUAUUGGUGGCACCAACCGGUGUGUGGGCCUCCGCACAGUAGCACUCAAGGCCGGGGGGGCAGUUCUGUGCAAGGUGCGCAUUAUGUGGUGUGUUGAGGCGGAGGAUCGGACGGUGUUUUUGAGAGGGGUGGAGAACUGUGCGGGAAGCGAGGGUCGUGCCACGCCGGAUGCAGAGAGAGAUCGACCUUCUAUACACGUCGGAGGGGCGUCGGUCGCGAGCGGUACAUUGGUGCGACGUACGUGUCCUACGGAAAAACCAUCGACUGUUUUAGAGGUUUCUCCCGUCUGCUGUGAGGGAUCGGCGCCAAGUGGGACGGCGCAGCAUCAAGAGGAGGGGGCUGCAACUUGGCUCAGUAAUGUUUCUCCACCGUCUCCGCCGGCUCCGCCAGAGAAGGGAGCUCAGUGGUCGGUGGGGAGCCCCCAACACGCCCUGAAGGAUCUUCUUGAUUACUACGUAACCUCCACACAGGUUGUUGAGCGACCGAGGGCAUGGCGAAACUUGUAUACUAGUCCUGCCCCGCUUCUUGUUGCGAGUGGUUUGCUGCAGGACGAGGCGGAAUCAAUUCCGAUGAAGAAGUCUGAAACGCAGUGCGCACCUCGUGCCUCUCUUUCAGUUGUGGGGAGUUCAGCCCUCGAGGAUAUUCGCCUGCAUCCUACAAAGGCUCCGCAGGACGCGGACGAUCUCCACCAGACCCUCUACAGACAGAAAAUGAAAGUGAAGUGGCGGACCGUUGUGUCUCCAGCGCUUGCCGCCCUACCGUCUGCAAUGCAUGAGGGUUCAUGA